Molecule: messenger RNA, 1335 nt
Organism: Rhizopus microsporus ATCC 52813
Lineage: Eukaryota; Fungi; Mucoromycota; Mucoromycetes; Mucorales; Rhizopodaceae
Product: RNA-binding domain-containing protein
Exons: 1
Coding region: 38-1165 (375 amino acids)
Cellular component (GO): cytosol
Molecular function (GO): mRNA binding
Source: RefSeq, a predicted model, not a curated record
GCCAUCUUUUCUCUUUUUUAUUAUCAAAUUAUUGAAUAUGGCUUCUUCCAAAGUAACAAAGAAAGUAACCAAGUCUUCCAAGAAGCAAGAACAGAAGCCUGUUGCUAAGAAGGUUGAAGAGUCCUCUGCUAGCAGCGAAAGCAGCAGCAGUGAAAGUGAAGCCAGCAGCUCUUCCGAUGAAUCUGAGCAAGAGCAAGAAAAAGAGCAAUCAGAAGCCUCUGAAUCCUCUUCAGAGUCUUCCUCUUCCUCUUCUGAAUCAGAAUCUGAAGAUGAAGCUGAAGAAAAAGAUCAAGAGUCCAAGGAAGAAAGCUCUGAGUCAUCUGAUGAAUCUUCAGAUGAAUCAAGCAGUGAAGAAGACAAGAUGGAAGAAGAGCCAAAGGAAGAAUCCAAGGGUAAGAAGAGAAAGGCCGAAGAAGCUGAAGCUCCUGCUGCCAAAGCUGCCAAGAAGGAAAGCUUGUACACUAUCUGGGUUGGUGGAUUGAACUACCAAUCAACUUCUGAAACUGUCAAUGAAUUCUUUAGCCAAUUUGGUGAAGUCAAGGACGUUAGAAUCAGAUUGGAUGAUGAUACCGGAAAGAACCGUGGUUUCUGUCACGUUGACUUUGCUACUCAAGAAGCCAAGGAUGCUGCAUUAAAAGAAACCGAUUUGCAAAUUGAUGGCCGUCGUGUUCGUGUGGACGACGCUGAUGGUUCCAGCCGUCAAAGAGUCAAAAAGGAUGAAAACUACAGCAGCGCCACCAAAAAGGUGUUUGUUGCCAACCUCAACCGUGACCAUGAUGAGCAAACUCAUCGCAAUGCACUUACAGAAGCCUUUAGCAAGUUUGGUACCAUUGUUGGUGACAUCCGUAUGCCCUAUAACAGAGAAUCAGGUCAAUUGAAAGGUAUUGCCUAUGUUGAAUUUGAAACUGUUGAACAAGCAGAGGCUGCUGUAAAGGAAAUGAAUGGUGUUGAACUUAAUGGUCGUCCUCUUCGUACCGAUUUCUCUGGUGAUAACGAUCGUGCCCGUCUCAACUUCAACCGUGGAUCUCAAGGUGAUAGCCGAGGUGGUUUCCGUGGCGGUCGUGGCGGUCGCGGUGGCCGUGGAGGCCGUGGAGGACGCGGAGGUCGUGGUGGUCGUGAUGAUCGUGGUGGCCGUGGUGGUCGUGGUAGUUACACACGCUUCUAAGCCGUGUAACUUCAUGCUUCUUGUAUUUCAUAUCAUGCUUUCUCUUAGAAAUAUCAUGCAAAAUUUCAAUUAGACAACUAUUAUAGUAAUUAUCAUACAAUAAAUUUGAUGUAAAUAUAAAAUAUAUAAAAAAAGAAUUGUCGUAUGAUGUUUAAGUUGCUGAAUUCAAG